Anguilla rostrata (American eel) is the source of this 2125-nucleotide messenger RNA. It is a transcript of the gene ccn5, whose product is annotated as cellular communication network factor 5. Gene Ontology annotation, cellular component: extracellular region; extracellular matrix. The transcript has 5 exons. Gene Ontology annotation, biological process: signal transduction; cell adhesion. The record is from RefSeq and is a predicted model, not a curated record. Lineage: Eukaryota; Metazoa; Chordata; Actinopteri; Anguilliformes; Anguillidae. Gene Ontology annotation, molecular function: heparin binding; integrin binding. The coding region runs from base 87 to 1202 and encodes 371 amino acids.
UAAACUUCCCGGCGGCAGUCCGCGGACACCAGCGUGAGCAGCAACACCGCAUUCCACGAGCUGGUCAGCUCCCACGGCUGGUUCGAAUGGAGGGACACACGGGAGACUACGUGUUUGCGUGGGCUCUGCUCCUCUCCCUGGUCACACAGGUUGACAGCCAGCUCUGCACAGGCCAGUGUAACUGCCCUGGCCUGGUGCCCCUUUGCCCCGAGGGGGUGCCCCUCGUCAUGGACGGGUGCCAGUGCUGCCAGAUGUGUGCCAGGCAGAAGGGUGAAGCGUGCGAUGACAAAUCCAUUUGUGACAUUCAGCGAGGUCUGCAGUGUGACUACAGUGCAAGCUAUCCGGGAGGCCCAGGAGAGUGUGUCAGUCAGGACGAGCUAGGCUGCGAGCUCAACGGCGUGACGUAUCGAGAGGGCCAGAAGUUCCAGCUCUCCUGCGCAGGGAUGUGCACGUGCUCGGGAGGGGGCGUGGCCUGCGUGUCCCUCUGUCCUCCCGUCGGCCGACUGCCCAGCCCCGACUGCCCACAUCCCCGGGAAGUCCAGCGGCCUGGACAGUGCUGCAAGGAGUGGGUGUGCGAGGACCUGGAUAACACCGUCCACAGGGACGCGCUGACAGCCCACAGUCCCCACAGGCUUCGGCCGCGUGUCUCAGGUCCGAACCAGAACCAGAACCAGAAUCAGAUCCCGAACCAGAACCAGAACCAGAACCAGAACCAGAACCAGAACCAGAUCCAGAUCCCUGCUUCACACUGCAUAGUGCAGAGCACGGAGUGGAGCGCCUGCUCCCGCACGUGUGGUCCCGGGGUCUCCGUCCGCGUCUCCAACCAGAACCGAGUCUGCCGUAUGGAGAGACAGCUGCGGUUCUGCCAGGUCCGGCCCUGCUGGAGCGCCCCGCCAAGGCCCCGCGUGGGCGGGGGGCGGUGUAGAGCCAGUUACCAGCUGGCGCUGCCGGAGCGACUGGAGCACGGGGGGUGUCACAGCGCGCAGGCCUACAGGCCCAGGUACUGCGGCCUGUGCGCCGACGGCCGCUGCUGCACCCCCUACCGCACCCGCACCGUCCCGGUGACCUUCGCCUGCCCCGCCGAGGGCAGGGGGGGGCGCUACCGAGUCUACCCCGUCAUGGUGAUCGACUCCUGCGUCUGUCACUACAACUGCCCCCGCCCCUACGCGGCCACGUCCGGGGGAACUGCGCUCCGGACCUAGAGCGCCCUCACAUGGUGAGCCCUGAACCCACACCCCAUGCCAAAGAUGGUAUAUAUUAUCGCUGAUAUAAUUAUAUGAAGUGAUUAAAAUGGGAGUCUUCUCUCCUUCCCAGUAAUGGCGGCAAUGUCUGUGACUUAAUUACGGGCCUGGAUUCAGAAGGGCUCCUCCUGCUGUACCGGAUGACUGGAGAAAAAACCCACCUGUGCUUUUUCUCACAAAACAUAGAACAGCUCUUUCACCACCCCUUGACCCCUUGACCCAAUGACCUCUUGACCUUGCACACAGGGAAUAGGACAUGGUCGCAUUCUUAACUUCCCUGUCAAAUAAUAGGUAGCUUACAGUUUUUAAUCUGCUCAGAUAUUAAAGAAUUUAUAUUUUUCAUAACUUUGAACAAGAAGUACCUUUAAUUUCUUUAAGGUAUUUGGCUUCUAGAGAAAGGCUGAAGACUUCAAUUCAGAGAUAUAUACCAACUCUUCAGUUACUUAAGAUGGCUUUACAUGUACAUAAAAGGAACUGUAUAUAUCUAUACCAUUUGUUACAUUUUUUAAAAAGACAACUGCUUCAGAGAUUGCAUUCACAUUUAAUGUAAAUAUUGCUAUUACUGAUUUUGUUCAUGCUUAUAAUCAUCUUGUAAUUUUGAAAUGACUAUUUUUGUAAUUGUAAUUGUAUAAUUGUAAUUACAAAAACGUGAAACUUGGAAGUGUAAUUUUUGUAAUUUGGAAGUGUAAUUUUAAGCUUUCGUAGAUGACUAUUGAAUUUCUAUAAGUAGCUCAAGGUGUAUGUUUCUACUGUCACUGUAACAGUGGUACUGUAGUAUUUUUUCAUUGUGUUCUGUUUGCCUACCACGUACUGUGUAUUUGUUCAUCGCAACAUACAUUCACCUGUCCAAAUUGCAUAUGCAUUAAAUCAUUGUGUAUGUCUAA